CCAGCUCAUUCCUGUUACUGAAUUGAUUCUCUACACACAUGAAUAUCACAAACAAGGCAAGAGGCGACUCUCUGAAUUCCCUCAUCCCAGAGUCUAGACCUGUGGAUCAUUAACCGAGGCAAAAUCAACUCAGAAGCUGGACUUCAAUUCACACUUCCUUCCGUUCUAAGUGGAUAUUUAAUCUGCAGCUUUAUUGAAAAAUCUGGUUAGAAAAUUGGCUAUGGCCCCAGGCAGAUGGCCUGUUUUAGUGUUCACACUGCAACUACUUCUCAUCUUUGCUGAUGCAGAAUCUGAAACUAUCAAGGCAAGUGAAGGAUGCACUGACUUCCAGCCUGCAAGUUUACUGAGGGGUACCAAUCUCAAAGUGCAGUUUCUUCUAUUCCCAUCUUCAAACCCAAGAUGUGGGCAACUGCUCUCAGUAAGGGAGGCUAUCCAGAACUCCAGCUUCAACACCAGCUUGGGAACCAAAAUAAUCAUCCACGGUUUCAGGGCACUAGGCACAAAACCCUCCUGGAUAAAUGGGCUAAUUGAGGCCUUGCUGCAAGCAAACCAAGCCAACGUUAUUGCUGUUGAUUGGGUCCAAGGAGCGACAGCAGCCUAUCCAACUGCAGUAGAGAAUGUUAUGAAGCUGGGGCUGGAAAUAUCCACUUUCAUCCGAAGAUUGCUGGCUACGGGAGUGCCAGAGACCUCUAUCCACCUUAUUGGGGUGAGCCUUGGUGCCCACGUUGCAGGCUUGGUGGGUCAUUUCUAUGAUGGGAUGUUGGGAAGGAUUACUGGUCUGGAUCCUGCUGGGCCCAAAUUUACCCGAGCCAGCCAAGAAGAGCGCCUGGAUCCUGGGGAUGCUUUAUUUGUGGAAGCUAUUCACACGGAUGCAGACAAUUUUGGCAUCCGGAUACCUGUGGGACACAUUGAUUAUUAUGUCAAUGGGGGCAAAGAUCAGCCGGGAUGUCCUCGUUUCAUCUCAUCUGGCUAUCGCUACCUCAUCUGUGACCAUAUGAGAGCCGUGAAUCUCUAUAUAAGUGCCCUGGUGAGCCCCUGCCCCAUGAUGGCUUUCCCUUGCUCCAGUUAUCAGAAUUUCUUAGCUGGUGGCUGCUUGGAUUGCUUUGAUCCUUUCCUCUUGUCCUGUCCCACAAUAGGACUUCUGGACAAUGGAGGAGUUGACAUGAAAAAGCUGCCCAUGGAGGUAAAAGUCUACUUGGCUACAGCUGCAUCUCCACCAUACUGUGUGUACCACAGCCUGGUGGAAUUUAACUUACAGGAAAUAACAACUUUGGAUAUAAACAUUGAGAUAACCUUCCUCAGUAGCAACUCCUCAUUUCACACUAGCAUCACCAUACCCAAGCAGCAGACCCUGGGCAAAGGCCUGCUGACUCACUCCGUCCCACUGUGCCAGAUGGAAAGAGUGACACUGCUGUCCCGUCCUUCCAAAACCUGGAGUAGGAAGAAAAAUGGGAACCCCAUUGUUGGACAGUUCUGUACAGCCCUACUGCCAGUAGACAACGGGGAGAUGUUCUGCCUGCCUGAAACAUUGUCUUUGACGGCAAGCACCCUGCUUUCCCAUCGCCUUACAGUUGCCUGUGCCUGACAGAGCUCAGGGGAUGCAAAAGGCAAUAGCAGGUCUCUAAGGGUGGGGAGGACCUUCUAAAAUAACAAGGAGUGAAGGUGAUGCAUAAUUUCUUCCAUAAGAAAGCAAAUGCACAUUCAUUUCUUCUGUGCCUGCAUUUAGCCAAACCUCCUCAGCUUUGCACCUAAGGAAACCACAUGUGGAAGAUGACUGUGCAGAUCUAGAAACAUCCUCACAGUUUUGCAUUCAGCUAUGGCUGUUCCUCUCCAGAGAUGUGUUGAAGGAGGGAUGGUAGGAGUGGGAUUGUAGCCGACACCAGAUACCUGAUUUCCUUUUCCUGUUUUUGCCUGUCUUUAUGCUUCAGUCAUAGCACUAAUUACUAAAGGACAAAAGACUGGAUGAAAUGUGUUUUAUUUCUUGGAUCUGCAGUUUCCCACAAACAUAGAGAUUAGGAGGAGUAAUAACUCUCAGAAAAUAAAAUUUAAACAAGGCUUAGUA
Anolis sagrei ordinatus is the source of this 2062-nucleotide messenger RNA. It is a transcript of the gene PLA1A, whose product is annotated as phospholipase A1 member A. The record is from RefSeq and is a predicted model, not a curated record. Gene Ontology annotation, biological process: triglyceride catabolic process; fatty acid biosynthetic process. Gene Ontology annotation, molecular function: lipoprotein lipase activity. NCBI's taxonomy places the organism in Eukaryota, Metazoa, Chordata, Lepidosauria, Squamata, Anolidae.